Pleuronectes platessa (European plaice) is the source of this 2347-nucleotide messenger RNA. RefSeq names its product caudal type homeobox 1a (gene cdx1a). The transcript is spliced from 3 exons. Gene Ontology annotation, biological process: animal organ morphogenesis; anterior/posterior axis specification; embryo development. Gene Ontology annotation, cellular component: nucleus. The coding region runs from base 1 to 672 and encodes 223 amino acids. The record is from RefSeq and is a predicted model, not a curated record. Gene Ontology annotation, molecular function: DNA-binding transcription factor activity, RNA polymerase II-specific; RNA polymerase II transcription regulatory region sequence-specific DNA binding. NCBI's taxonomy places the organism in Eukaryota, Metazoa, Chordata, Actinopteri, Pleuronectiformes, Pleuronectidae.
AUGUACCCCAGCUCCCAGUCGGCCAGACACCCGGCCCAGGCUCUGUCAAUGAGCAGUCAGUACAUCCCGCCUCCGUAUGACUUCUACCAUCACCACGGUGACCCGUCGCCGACGAGCGCCUGGAGCUCACUUUACGCGCCGCGGGAGGAGUACGCGUACAGCUACCCGGGAUCGAGCCCCAGCGCCGGGCAGGUGAGCAGCUUCACCCCCGUGGAGCUGAGCGGCACGCCCACCACCGCCGGAGGGGGGUCGUUCGCCCCGUACAACUUCAUCUCCGGACAGGACCCGUUCAACUGCAGGGGGAGGCCGCAGGAGCCCCUCCGACCGUCCGCUCCAGGAGGGAAGACUCGCACGAAGGACAAGUACAGGGUGGUGUACACUGAUCAGCAGCGUCUGGAGCUGGAGAAGGAGUUUCAGGCCAACCGCUACAUCACCAUGAAGAGAAAGACCGAGCUGUCAAUGGCGCUGGGCCUCUCUGAGAGACAGGUGAAGAUCUGGUUUCAGAACCGACGCGCCAAAGAGAGGAAAAUGACCAGGAAGAAGCUGCAGCAUUCCCAGCAGGCCUCCACCACCACGCCCACCCCACCUGCACUCUGUGGCCCCGCCGACAUCAACAUCGCCACCAGCCCCAGCAGCAACAUCCUGUCCGAUGCAAUCUCAGAGGAUUACUAGGUAGAUUUCACAUGACUGACGGAUGAGUGUACAUAAAGUCUUUUUUGUAAGUUUCCCACAGAAUGAAUGAAGAUUGUAAUGCUGCACCUUCCGCUUCUCACAAUAACAAGCAAUGUACUUUAUUUUUUGUACCGAUCGUCUCUGAGUUCGCUGACCACAGGACUUUUUACUUGUCGUCAAACAUGUGUUUUGAAGAACUGGUGGUUAAAUUGAUGAUAAAACAGUCAUUUUGGAAGUUCCUCUAUUGAAUGUUAGUGGAAGUUGAGAAACGGCUGCAAAGUCACGCAUUAGCGACAUGAAGCCACAUAGGAGAAAAGGAUCGUUUUUUCUUCUCACUCUCUUCUUGCUCUAACCACAUCCUCAAAGUCAAAGAACAUAAAAAAAGAUUGUCUAUCAGAUGGAUCUAAAAACACUGUUUCAGUUUUUUGGAAUGUUUGAGAAAAAGAGAUGGAAUAUGUUCUUUGUUACCGACAACAAAAGAACGAUUUUUAAUGUGCAUUCUGUUGAAAUGUUGAUGCAGGUUGUAUUAUUGGAACGGAAGUUAAAAUCAGUAUGUUUCAUGGGAGGAAGGCAGCUAAGUGGAGAGAAGGAGGUGAUGAGUGUGCAGAAAUGUGAAAAAAAGAAAAGAAAAAGGAAGUAAAAGCUGUGAGACUUGAGUAUAAAAAUAUAGAGCUGACAUUUCUUCCUAAACAAGUACGAAAAUAUUGUGAAAACAUUUUUAUCUGUUUUAAGUUAAAAUGUAAUUUCUUUCUCCUGUUUUUGAUGCAACACUGCGAUACAAGACAAACCGUGUUUAUAAAUAACCGCGGAGUCCUUCAGGCGGCAGGGUUUGGCCACGACCCUAAAAUAGCUGUAAAUAGCCACAUUACACAUGAUCUAUAUUUGAGGUGAAAGAAAAAGGCAUGUUAGAUGACACAAAAUCUUUAAGUAAUUAUUUUAAUAAUCUUGAGAUUGAGUUUAUUCAUGUUUUUAAGGCAGCAGAUGAACUUAAGUUUUUAAGUGGUAUAACCUUAAUAAUCAGCGUGGUAAAUAAGCUUUUACCAAAAAUCCAAACUGAAUUCUUGUUGUGUCUCAGCAGACGCUCUGGCUUGAAUAAGCCAUCUCUUUGAGCUAUGGUCUAUAAUCACUUCCCUUUUCAACUGUAUAAGUGGCUAAAAAUGUGUUUAAACUGUUUUUGCAGUUUCUGUCAUCAUUUCUUUUUUGUGUGUUGCAACAUGGACCGCAGAGACGUUUAGACUAUAACAAUUAAAUAAAUUAAUCAAAGGUUUCACCUAGUCUACAUUGUGACACGAACACUUGCUUUUAAAUAUGUAUCUCCUAUCUGUUUUAAGUCAAAAUGUAAUUUCUUUCUCCUGUUUUUGAUGCAAAGAAAUAACCACAGAGUCAGUCAGGCGACAGGGUUUGGCCCCAACCUUAAAAUAGCUGUAAAUAGCCACAUGACGCAUGAUCUAUAUUUAAGGUGAAAAAAAAGGCAAUGCUUCUCUAUCAUUUUUUUGAUUGAUGUAUGUAUCAAAACUAAGUAUGUACUAUGUAAGAAGUGCUAAUACAGUUGUAUAUAUUCCUAAGUCACUUUAAAAGAGGCGGAAGAAAAAGAAGUGGCAAAUGUAGCAACUGUAAAUUUAGUCCCAACCAGGAUAACUGAGACAGUUUUCAAAUUAAACCACUGUACCACCAA